Molecule: messenger RNA, 16445 nt
Organism: Porites lobata
Lineage: Eukaryota; Metazoa; Cnidaria; Anthozoa; Scleractinia; Poritidae
Source: the annotation of a GenBank genome assembly
AAUGCGACACGCAUAUCCAACAUGGCGGUCUUCUUCUGGUGAAGAAUUAUCUUUUCACAUGUAAAUACAAGCACCUAAGCAUCAGUUAUUGGGAGUUUUGCCGACGUGGUGACUUGAAAACGCUACAUUUGCUUUGUAUCUGGUGAAUUAUGCGCUACUGGAGAUCAAACUUAACGUGUUAAUUCGCAAGUACCGCGUUAUAGCUGUGUGUAACUUCUGGUCGUCUGUUGUUGGAUAUCGAACACGAACAAGUCCUUUGUUAGCUUAAUGUCACGUUGUGUAUUUCUUCGAGCUUUGGCUCGGACACUUUAUUAGCAAGGCAACACAUUUUCAUGGAUUAUAAUGAGUAGUAAGUCAGGCGAGAGUGAACAAGUUAUCGAUGGACCCAAGUGCAUUGAAAUUCCACGAGGCUGGAGUCGCAUCUCAGAAAACGGUUCCAUUUUAUACAUCAGGUAAGAUUUCGUUUCCAUCUCAGAAAUUUUAUUUUUUUUGACAUUGAUACGACAUUCUAAGUAAAGUAAGACUAAUUUCAAGCGACUAGGGUCAAAUAAUUGAGUACUUUUUAGGCAUUAUUUGUGUAGGAAUCCUUUAUUAUUUAAAAUUAACUUCGAACUUAUGACCUUCAUUUUCUAAUUUGCAUUCGUCCAAUGUCGAGAUAAAUUUACACAUACUCAUUUCUAAUAUCGUGAGCAUUUUCUGUCGUUUCGUCGCUUGCCGUUGGUGGCUCAUAGCUCAAACGUUUGGUCUAUUUCCGUUUUCGUUUUAUACUUCGCCUGGUUAGAACUAGCUGUUCAUUUUUAUGGUUUUAUGAGGUUUCCAGAUGUUGUGUUACAUUUUUUUAGCAGAUCUCUUGGGCCCGGGUUACUCGAAACAUUUGUAUCAGAUUACACAUCGCUGUAAAUUUAUGAUUGCGGCACAUUAAGUAGUGGCAAACCUUUGUCAUCUGGGAAACUGUCAAAAUUUUGCCCAUAUAUUUCCUCAAAAUUCAUGUUACAUGCAUGUCAUUGUUUAUUUCUUGAUGAUGGAAGAUUGAGGCAGAGAAAUCUUGUUUGAAUGCUGGUUACUCCUGAUCCAGGAAGGAAUUGUUUUCUGGGAUUUUGUUCCUCUAGUUGAAAACCAUUCAAGUAUCUCCUAGACCACAAGAUGAUAAAAUUAUAUGUUACUCUACAGUGCUCCAGACAUGGUUCCCAGAUGUUAAAUAUUGGUCCCCAGAAAGAAAAAAGACACUUUGUGCAAUAUUAUGUAAGGAGUUGAGCAAAAGUAAUUGAAAUAGGUGCCCAAAAAGGAAUUUUGAACAAGUUAUUUUUCCUCAAAGAAAUUUCAGUUUAUUAUUUUUAGUUUUUUUUUCUUUGGCCACUAUUUGAGCGUGCUAGGAAAGGGUUAGCCAGUCAUUUUAGAGCAUCUACCGAUCAAGUUCAAGAGGUUCCCUUGUCUGCACCUGGCUUGUUGUGUUGUCACUAAAAUGCUUGCAGGUACAGAUCUUAAGUUGGAACCCAGGCCAGGUUUCUUGAAAGAUGGUCGACUUAAACCCAUGGUUGAGAAAAAUGUUAAACAAAAUUAAUUUUCUUUUCUAGGAUCAUGUCACUGGAACUUAUGAUACAGUUUAAAACCUUUUCUCAGAGGUCUUUGCCUGUUAUGUUAACAUAAAAUGACAGUCCAAAAUGGUCACAAUAAACUGUAAAGCGAAUCCAGGGUUACACUUUUAACCAUGAGAUACUAACCAGCAUCUGAGCUACUGGUCUCAGGUUGUUUAAGCCUUUCACGCCUGAUAAUCACCAAAGUAUAAAUUCACCAAAACAUUUAAAAUUGUUUUUUGUAAAAAUAUCCUAAGAAAAGUAGUUCUAUGCAUAUGUUCUGCCAGAGGGGAUUCAUUUGGAUGGUAACACUUUCGGAUUUUGUUGAUAUUGAUUUUUAUGCAGAGUGAAAUAGUGCUUUUCCUGGUUUCUUGGCUUUUUUAGGAUCUGGCUUCAGACUAAUAGAACAAUUUGGGUCAUAGCAAUUUGGCCUUUUUCACACCCCCUCAUCUCUGUUAUAACUGAGUAAUGCCACCCUCCUCCCCCCCCCCAUCCCACACACACCCCUCCUGGGCCUAUUCUGCUAACUGAAAAACUUAGAAAUAUUUGAUUUCCGUUUCAGUCCAAACAACAGUCGUCUCAGAUCUCUGGACCAUGUGAUUGAGUAUCUGAAAACAGAAGGCACUUGUAAAUGUGGACUGGAUUGCCCACUCUUUGUUCACAAAGUUUUUAACUUUGAUGCGAGAAUACCUAGCAAGCCAACUCCUGUUGGUUCCACACCACAACCCUCAAAGUCAGGAUGUAAACACUGUCUUACAGACCAUAUAGAUACUGGUAACCUCAAGAAAGCUGCAGAGUUAGCAACAACGCAAUCUAAUGAUGGCAAGUUGCCUUCAGGCUCAACUUUGGGGCCGAAAAGAGGUGAAUUGUAGUUGUAAUUUAAUGGUAUUUUAACAACACGUGCACACAUGAUGUACCUUGUUGAUUGUUUGUAAAAUCCAUUUAUGACUUGUCAGGCCACCUGAUAGGAUUGGAUGAAUAAUCAGAAAUUAUGUGGUAUUUUAAGGGCAGAUUGUGCAAUAGGAAAGGUCUCUGGUGCAAUUUGUUUUACGAAUUAUGGGAUUUUCCUCAAAACUGGGCAAUCAGAUGUCAUUUAAGGCUAUUUGUGAAGAAAACACAAAAGAUUUAGUGAUGUUUAAUGAGUGUCUGUAAAUCUACAGUUUCAUGGGCCAAAAUAGUCACAAACCUUAGGAUUAUUGGUGAUAAAGAAGAAUGAUCAUCAGUGAAUGAGAAAGAUUUAAUUGCAAGUGUGUUUAUGAAUCUUUUAAGAUUACUCGAAGAAUGAACAAAAUGCAGGAAAUCUUAAUGCAAAGUAAAUCAUUCUUACCUGAUGAUAUAAGCCCAUAAAAUCUCUUGCCCUUGGCUCAAGAUAAAACACUGUUGCUCAUGUUACAAACAUGACUUAAACACUUAUACGGGAAAGUACUGCUCAGUAGCUUUCAUUUGAAUGUUCACACCUUGGGAUUCCAUCCACAGACUCUAAAAUUAGAACCACAAUGUAUGGCAUAAUAAACAGUACCACAGGAAAGUACUGCUCAGUAGCUUUCCUUUGAAUGGUCAAACUAUAAGAUUUCAUCCAAUGAUGCAAGUUAAUUUUGGAAAUAAUUCACUACUGUUUUAAAGUUUUGUUCUCACCUUGUCUUCCUCAAAGGCUUUCUCAGUACUACAGGAAAGUACUGCUCAGUAGCUUUUUUUUGAAUGGCAACUCAUUAGAAUUUUAUCCCCAGAUGUACAUAACAACAUUGACGACAACAACAGUCUUUAUUGUACUAGAAGUAACAUAUACUUUGAAAAUAGAACUAAAAACAACUAUUUAAAGCAUAAUUAAUGUUACCGGCUGCCUGAAAGGUAGAAAAAGACCAGACAGCCAUCUACUUACACUGUACUAUUGUACCUUUGCGGAAGUGUGCUGGGUCUUUUCAACUGAAUGGUAAAAGUUAAAACAUUGGAUGUUAACAUUGCAUGUUACCCACGUACCCAAAUUUCGCCUACAAAGUUUUUAAUGGUGGUUUGUUACUUUUCAGGCCCAGGGAGACCUCGAAAUGCUUUGUCAAAGCCAAGGAGGGUUGCUGUUUCUAAAUCAGACCUUGAUCGACCUACAUCACCUCUGCACAACAUUCCCUUGCCUGUUCCAAGUUCCGUGCUCAACAGUCCUGUCCAAAGUGUACCGACCAACAUUACUGUUGAGCAAGGACCUCUUCCCAGCUUUGCAACAAUAGUGAGCAGUUCUAAACUCUUCAACCCCAGCGCUGGAACAUUGGGCCUGGGUAGUUCCGUGUUGGGUACAGCUAGCACCGCUGUGACAAGUGCUGCAAGUAGUACACCAUUAACAGCAGCAUCCCUCCAGUCAUCAAAACCAAGUGUGGUAGUAAGCAGUGUGGCAACUAGUUCUUCUUUCACCAUCCCAGUAGUAGCAGGAUCAACAGGCAUGGCCACCAUGCAGGCUUCGAAAUCAUCAGGUUCUGGGACUGAGACUGUUGGUUCUCAAAACACUUUGGUGGUAACAGCGCAGUUACCUGCCAAAAAGCCAUCAGAGGCUACCUUGGUGAAGUCUUCUGUUUCACCAAGCUCUGGUGCAAGAAGCAGUUCAUUGACAGUGGUGGCACCAAGCGGCAAGGCCCCAAGUAAGGCGACAGUUGUGUCAAGUUCUUUAACAGUGGUUGUAACAACAAGCAGCACGCCUAUACCAGCCACUGAACAAGGUGCGAGACCGGUCAGCAAUGCCAACAAGUUUCCUGAUGUCAAAUCAACUCCUAAGCUUGCUGCUCCUCGUGGCAACAAGCCAGCAAAAUCUUACAGCGGCAGGAAAACAGUUGCAGCAACUCUCAAAGCAGCUGCUGCUUCAAAAUCAUCUAUGCCGUCAGGGGUAGCAAAGACAGGAUUUAUUAACACUUCUCAGAGACUGCAAGCUGUGGCUAGUACUGCCACUGUUUCGUCCGUGGAGUCAACUACAACUAAAAUUGUUGGUAAGCUAUCGACACCUACAUGUUCACCGAGCACUACAGUUGUUCCAGCAUUGUUUCAUAGUGUCCUGAAAGAUGCAAUCAAAAAGGACCAGGGUCCAGUAAAUCGUGUUGUUUCAUCUCCAAGCACAAACACUUCCACGUCUGGAACGGGUCACGCAGUAACAAGCCACAGCUCAAAGACUUCGCAACAGGCAGCCGCUUCCUCUCGAAGCAAGACUGUGGCUUCCAAAGAAAUGGCCAAAGUUGCGACAGCAGUGGUACAAGGUGUUGCCCCAAUUCAUGUUCCACCAGCUGUCCCUCAACAUGGUCCAUCUAACAGGUCGCAAUCAGCAGGGACAGGAUAUCCACUUGUGAACGCGGGGAGCAGUUUUUAUAGCCCAACUUCCAUUUCCAGCAGCACUAGCCAGCCACCAAUUGUCCAGACAUCCAUCAUGGCUCAGGCUACAGCUCAUAUACCACCAUCGUCAGCUAAUGUUUAUGGGCAAGUGCCAAAUACAUCUGUGGCUUCACAAAUUCCGUCAUUGCAGCUUGCGUCUUCUCAGGGACAGGGUGGCGUGUUCUUCCAAGGGAAUGGAGGCCAAGUAUUGCAGAUGAAUGUGGAUUCUAGCCAGUUAAAAGGGCCAUAUCAACUUCACGGUGCACUUUAUCAAGGUGCCAUCCCCGCAACGUUUCUGGCUACAACUAAUGCUGGCAAGCCUGUGUCAUCAAAUGCUCCUGGAACCGCCUUGUAUCCAACAAACCCCUACAUGCUGGGUAUUGUGAUGCCUACGGCAAUAACACAGGCUAACCAGGCAGCCCAGUCUGUACCGACGACAGCAACAUCUCCAUCAGCAACAGCUGCGCCAGUCGCGUCGUACCCCUACGGUAAUCAAAAUGCAGCAAUCGCAGCCGCGUAUGAGUCAUUUGUACCCAUCGCGCCAGCUGCAUCUCCGAGAUUUUCCCAGACUUUGGCACAUUUGGCGAGUGCUUACACGCAGUUUUUACCAAGAGGGGCUGUUCAAGGAGGCACUCCAGUGCAGUUUGCUGCCCAACGGAUGGUUCCAAUGAGCUCCUUGCACUCUCAAGCCAGCGGAAACGGUCAGUUAGGGCCAGCUUUGUUAAACAUUGCCGACUACUCUGUUAAGUAUCCAAUCAAUACAGUAAAACCAAGUUCAUACGCUUCUCAAGCAUCGACGAUAAGUAACAUUGGAUCGGCAAACACGCAUCCUCAGACAGCUGUCGUGGCUGCUAUGCCUUAUGUUGCAUUUGGCCAAAUCGGCAGCCCUCGUUUCCCAUUCUCUGUAAACUUCGCGAAUCCUGGUACGAGUUCAAAUCCUUCUUCCACGUCAUCUACGACAUCAACGUCUAGUAGUCUCGUUUCUUCAGUCACCACAACCCAUCAGCAUAGCUCUGGGACAAAUGUCGAUUCCCAGGGAGGAGGGACUGUUCAGGGUUAUGUUCCGAUGCUAGUACCAUUUGGGACCAAUCCCAGUGUGGCGGGUCACUCCCAGAGCACUUCGAAGGCCCACCCUGAUAGUGCCUUUUCGCCACCCUCAAGUCGAUCCAGUGCAAGUCACAAUAGUCAACGACUGGAUGCAUCAGGGGUCACUCACGGCUCGGUGCCAUCGUGGUGUAGUGGAGCCAAAAGUACAUCUGCGGCAGCAACCAGUCAAAGAAGGUGCAGCACUCCAGAUAACAGCAGCAUCCGUAGCAGUAGUAGCCUGAGCACCAGCAGCAGCAGCAGUAGCCUUAGUAACAGCGGUAGCAACAGCAACAGCAAUAGCUGUAGUGCUACAAAUUCAGGAACCUCGGUAUCUCUCACAACUAGCAAAACCAGCUGUGCAGAGUCAAAUUCGUCAGGAAUAACAUCAAGAACAUCUAGUUCAAACUGCAUUCAGUCACCUAGGCACCCAGGCGUGUCAUCGCCAUUAAAUUCGCCAUUACCCCCGCUCAAUCAGUCGCCCUCUGGCUGCCGAGGAUCUCCAAUAUCAGACUCGCCACUUGUGAGUAAUAGGAGCAGCGUGGAGGCAUUACCCUCUGGAAUUCAAACAACGAAUACUUCAGAAUGCCAUCCACCAUCAAACACUCCAUCUUCUGAAAUGUCGUGUACCCUGAAACGACCUUACAGUGAAAGUAACGAUCCAGCCAAAAAGUCAAAAUUUGAUGAAACGGCGUAUUACGAAGCUAAUCCCCUUCUGGGGCUCAAGAGGUCUUGUGAGGCCAUAGAAGCCUAUUGCAGUCCAGAGCGUAAGGAGGACCACGGGGGCGAUGAUGACGACGAGGAUGAUGACGAUGAAGAGGAUUCUGCGGUUCCAAAAAACGAGCGAUCUUCCCCUGUAAACCAUCAAACAGGGGAAGAAAAUGCAAACAGAAAAACGGGUAGCAACUAUAACAACUGUGAUCACGAUGAUGAAUGCAGAAGAGGUAAGAGAGAAUUUUGAUGACCCCCUUUAGAUUUCAAGUUCAAGUUCAACUUUAAUGCAAUCAAAAAAUCGCAUACUAUGAAAUACUACCACCCGGAGACUUGCGUCGUUUGCCAAACUUGAGGAUCUCGAAAGUAAGAAACUUCAUUAACAGUAUAAAAGAAGAUAAAAAGUACUGCUCAGAAGUUUGACUUGAAUGGUCACACUUUAGGAUUUCAUCCACAGACUCAAAAGUUAGAACCACCUUGUACAGCGUAAUAAACAGUACCACAGGAACGUACUGCUCGGUAGCUUUCAUUUGAAUGGUCACACUUUAGGAUUUCAUCCACAGACUCAAAAGUUAGAACCACCUUGUACAGCUUAAUAAACAGUGCCACAGGAACGUACUGCUCAGUAGCUUUCAUUUGAAUGGUCACACUUUAGGAUAUCAUCCACAAACAUUUACUUAUCGCUGCAUCACAGAAAGCUUGUGUGGAUAGCUUUACUAAACGCACUGCUCCAUAGAUGUCAUUAAAUUGGUCUCCUUCUUGUAUUUUAUAUUAAGAUCCAGUAGCUUUAACUACUUAACCCUUUAAGUCCCAAUAGUGACCAACAUCAAUUUUCUCCUAACAAUAUCCAUACAAUGUCAAGAGAUUAGGUUAUGAGAAUUAACAAAAUGAUCACCUAAGAGAAAAUGCUUUGAUCUUUUAUCAAAUUCUCUCAACUCAUUUAUGAAGGAAAUGUAUGGAGAUCAGUUUGGAGAAUUUGUAUGUGGAUAUUGGGGCUUAAAGGGUUAAACGUUGGGCGCAACUUGCACAUUUUCAGGAAAAUCUAACUCUGGAGAAGACCAAUCAAAUUCAGCUGGGAUGAAGCCAAUAAGCGAUAAGCACCAGACUCACUCGACUUAUAACGGAGAUGUCUCAGCCAAUGAAAAUCAAGGACUGCUUGGUAAGAAACUGGUAUCUUAUCUCUGUGAGGUGAAAAGAUUGCCCUUGCUUAAAAUUUGGCACUCUGCAAGUUGGUAACGAGGGAACACAAAAGAAUUAAAGCUCAACGGACAUAACAAUUAGUGGCUAAAAAGCUGAAAAUUGUUAGGGUUUUGGAACUCAGAAAUUAAUUUUUUUUUCCUAGAGGAAUGAAGGGAAUAUUUUCAGUGGUUUACAGGAAGUAAUAUGUAGCGAAUUUGCUGCGAAGUAGGACGAAGCGAAUUUGACAUGUAGCGAAACCGGUUGUUACCUUCCCAACGCCCAUCAAAUGUCGAUGGGUUUAAUGAACUGUAAAGCACUUUCAUCGUUAUAUUUCGUCAAUUUAUCUCCAACCACUUUUUUUUGUUAUUUGUGAAGAGCAAUUUAUCCCAGUAGCUGUAUUUGUCAAUAGGCUGAUUUAGCAACAGAACGGGAACGUCAGUUGACGACUGCGCACGCAAAUCAACCAACUGGCUUGACCAAUCGCAGAGCGGCAAAUACGGAACCGGAAGUAGCGUUUAGUCCUUUCCGCGCGCUUUCCCGUCGUCAACUGGAGUUCCGGUUCUGUUGCUAAAUCAGCCUAAUAGUGGGUUCAAUUUAGGUUUCUGGGAAACUGCUCACCUACCCCUCCCUUAAGCCAUCAUUUUGCCCAAAGCGAAAAGUAAGUGUUAACAUUAGCUUAGGGGAGGGGUAGGUGGGCAGUUUUCCAGAAACCUAAAUUGAUUACAAUGGCGCUUACCGUUUACACAAACCAACCUGGAAAUGGAAAGCGAAAUCUUGUUCAUAAACAGAAAACUAUAAAAUUGACGUGGUAAGAGAACGAACCACUACAAAGUAUGUCCAAAACAGUUCAACAGACUAAAAAAAGUGGCAAAAUUGUAUGGUCUCUAAUCACAGUCCGUUCCCAUACCUAAUGGCGCCAACCAUUUGAUUUUUCAACUGGAAUUUCCAGUUUUCCCAAGUCGAUGGUAAGUGCCCUUCAAAGGGAAUAGUUUCUUUCUUUUUCACCCGUUAGGUUGAUCAUGUGACUACGAGUAUCAACCGCUUUGACUAGAAAUUUUGAAGUUAACGCAAAGUUGUUUUUUCCUUCCCUCCUUUAUCGAUGUUUUUUGAGCUUCUAUCAAAAACAAAGCUCUAGGAACGUCCAGAAGCGUCUCUGAGUAUUUUCGAAAACUUCCCGUUUUAUCCUUGAAGCUAGAAAUGCUUAAUUCCCCAUGGAAACGCUAAAAUCUUUUAAUAUCACAGGCAUACAAUUGAGGGAAAUGUGAAGUGUACGGGAUACAUUGACGAUGUCUUUAAGAAUGACGCAAAAAAAAAGUUGUUAUCCCCCCAAAAUGUGAUCGAAAGGUUACCAAUCGACAAGUUACCGUGGGUGCCAGAGACUUAUGCGCAGUUUCCGGUCCCGGUCAAGUCGAGCUGUGGCCUUCGGCCAAAGACGCGUUGGCAUGCGGCCUUACCCGAAGCAUCUCCGUCGCACGGGAGAAAAGAAAAAAACACUGGUAACCAUGGUAUCGACAUGAGUGAGCUCACGAAAAUGAAGUGACUGCAUACGCUGAAAGUGGCGCGGUCUCGGAAGUGUUCACACAACUUAAAACUUGCUGCCGACAUUAGGGAGCUUAAGGAAAGGCGCUUUUGACCGGAAGUGAGCCUUUUUCAUUUUAAAGCACCUUGACGCACCCAAACGUGUAUUUCUAAGUGUCUUUACUAUUACAGAGACGAUUUGUUUAAAAUUUUGGCAAAACCACCGUCCAAAAAUGGAAAAUACCUGAAAAACUUCUCCGCUAAAGCUCACUAUUAUGUAACAAGAUUGCAUAACUAAGGGUGGAUUUCCACUGGCGCCUUUUUUUUUCUUACUUGCUGAUGCGCGUAAAAAUUAUUUGCGUAAAUAAGAUAGAAGCAAUAGAGAAAUUUAGAGUGACGUUUACGACAACGCGUCAGAUUCAAGUUAGGAAAAAUUCUCAAAAUAGAAAACGUGCAGCCUAAAACAGUCCAAAACAAUUGGUAUAGACAAAAAUACAUUGGGGCUGCUAAUUUUGGGGUAGAAGUAAUGAACAGUGAAGUACAAGUUAAGGGAAAACUUGUUCACCUGGUACAAAUUCACGUUUGCCGUUUGCCGCGAACGUGGCUUUAAAUCUCUCUAAUUUAUGAAAGGUUGAGCGUAAACGUUAAAGUAUAAACUCCUCAACUUUUACCUAUACGCGCGAAAAUUCGUACAUUGCCUCAAUUUUAUUUACGCGCGCGUAAAACUUACGUGCGUACACAUGUAAAAAUUACGCGACAGUGGGAAUCCACCUUAAGCGGGAAAUUAACAUUGCUUUUGUAGAAAACUUCUCUAUGGCGGUGGUCAACCAGGAACGUUAUCUCCCAGUGAAGACAAAUUCCAUAUCACCCAGCACAGCUGACGAACAUCUGGAUAAGCCUCGAGUGCCGAACGUUAAGCCGCAGUUUGAGAUCGGUGACAUUGUCUGGGCGCAGGCUCGUGGCCUACCCUCUUGGCCUGGAAAGGUGGUGGAUGCUAGUGAAGUUGGAAAAGGAAGACCGGACGAUGGAAAGGUAUUAAACAACACAUUUUACCUCGUCGGGCAAGCAACAGUAGGUAGAUUUGGGAAAAGACAAUGCAACGUCAGAGGAAACGGGAAAGCGCGCCGUACUCAAUUUGCCACCCUACCAUCGGUCAGUUCGGUUUUAGACCUGCGCUAAACCGUGAGCGGACGUCCUUUUUCCUCAGGCCACGCGCGGGGAGUGAAAGCAGAAAUAAAAGAAAACUAAGAGACUGCUCGCAGGCUGGCUAGACGUCAUGCCGUCGAGACUUGGAGUCGCGAAUGUGUUUUUCCUUUUUUUUUUUAAUAAAAGAAGACAAGUACCGACAGUUUCUCGUUGCUCUGAUACCCUGAUCGAUAACAGCACCCGACAUAUCGUCGUCUCUUCCCUAAAAACAUAUGACAUAAUGCAUAAAAAAUUAUAUAUGAUAUUAUACGAGUCAUUAAAUAUGUUGUUCUGUACGAGUAGAGAUGUUGUUUAUCAACAGAAGAUCCCUGUUGGGAGACUUAAUCACGUUUAUUGUAUUAUUGUUAUCGCGACGUGUUCCUUCACUUUUUUUUUCUAACUUUUAAUUCCAGCGCUGGGUCAUGUGGUUUGGUGAGAAUACAUAUAGCCAAGUAGAAGUAGACAGACUCAAAACGCUUUCUGACGGACUGAGAACUUUAGAUGAUAAAUCUCGCAAGAAGAAAUACAGGUACAGAUAUGAUAUUUUUUUUUAUAUUUCUUAAGAUUAUAGACAAGAAAAUACAACGGGUGUAAAGCACGGCAAAGCGUAUAUCCUUUGCUUAAUAGCACCGAAUGCGUCGGAAUAGCGCGGCAAAACCCACAACUGUUGCUUAGCACAGGAGCGCUCAACAUGACUCUUUGCCCAGUGAACGAAGCACGGGGGUACCUGACAGUUCCCCAGGGCGGGAAAUCUUACCGUUGUUGUUGAUUGUUUAGAUCCAAACACACUAAGCGAGAUGUCGCUGCAAAACGUCGCGGCAGCAAAUCACUCCUUGUUUACAGGUCGGGUGACAAGUUGCGGGACAGGUUGCAGACACAAAUCGCUUUGAGUUUACUGCAGCAUUUUUAUGAAAAUUUUUGUUUCCGCGAUAGAAUUUUGUCUCCGCAGCAAGUUGCACAAACUCAAUCUGACCUGAUUUUUUUUCGACUAAUUGAGGCGACACGUGCCCAAGGGCCUGUUUACAUGGAGGUGGGGAACCCCAGGUAGGUGGGGUAACCUGCUUAGGUGGGUUAAAAAAAUGUUACAACCCUGCCAUCCCGGGGUGCACUUUUUCAAGAUUAUUGAAUGGUUGCUAAGCACGUAAACAAGAAAAACGUUGGAAAAUCACGUGUUUUGGCGAUUAAUGCUCUUCAACACUCUCUUGCUGCUCUUGCUGCAACCUUCAGUGCUGUGUUUUUCUAUUGUUAUCUUUAAUAGUUAUGCAAAGCCACCGCCAAAGUGUAUUUUGCGCGAAUUUGAUUUGUCACGAAUCCAACCCCGGCUAGACGGGUUACCCCACCUUAAAACGGUUACAUGGCAAAAUUUGACCCCAGCUGACCCCCGCCUUGAAGGUUCACCCCACCUAUCAUGUAAACGUGGUCAUAGUAAAAUGAUAGAUUAUAUGGACAGGCGGGUCACCCCACCUAAGCGAGUUAUCUCACCUACCUGGAGUCCCCCGCCUCCCUGUAAACAGGCCCUAAGUAUCAGGCCUUCAUUUAGGCCAGGGGAGUCGAGAUUGCUCGAUACUGAGGAUAUGUAUACUGGAAAAUUUCUGUGAAAACUAAUCUUUGUUUUCGCAACAGGAUUUUGUCAUCGCAACAAGUCGCAAAAAAUCAAAUUAGACUGAAUUUGUGCGGCUUUUCAGGGUGACAAAAUUCUGUUGGGGAGACCAAGAAUUCACAAGUUCUCCAAUCUGUUUGUCGCUGCGACGUGUCGCCGGAACGUGUUGCCGCAACUAGUCCCCCGACCUGUGCACAAGGUGUGAUUUAUCACCGCCACGUAUUACUGCAACUCGUCGCCUUGUGUGUACCGCCCUUUAAGAAAGCGUGGCUCUUGAAGUUUUAACCAGACGUCACGUUAGAGCUAGCCUAUUACUUUGUGUGUAAUUGUACUUUUGGGGUCAUCCACCAGAUUAGCCUCUGCUAUUUGGAAACUCACUCCUUAUUUAGAGAUAAAAGUUUUAUUCUUUACUUAUCUAAAUGUAUUUAUUUGUCUCUCUUUUUUUAAUCUGUGUCACAUGUAAACGAAGCUGAGUGAAAUAAGUCUUCUUGUCCUCUUACUUCCAAGCGCGCAGGCUACGUUAGAGCAAAACCAGAUUAAACAUAUAGUUAAAUUGCACACCAUUCUAACAAAAGCUUACUUUGUGUUAGAGCCAAGAAAGCAAGGAUUAGCUUAGAACAAGCAAUCAGCGAGGCUUUGGAAGCUCUAGAUAUGGUAAGUGUUGUUCGAAGCGAGGAACUCAGCACUCUUUUAUUUGUGGAUUGAUGGUUAUUUAUGAAAGAUAGACCCGUUUAUAUGUUUGUCCCGAGUGGAAGUGUCACUCGCCUACCCGAGCUACUCUGAGCGAGCCAACUUUUGAUACGUUUCCUUACAAAUCGUGGAGAACCGUUUAUAUGAGAAGCAAAAAGGUGGCUCGUCUAGAACGGUGACCCUUUUAAGAUGGUAGGGUCACCCCUCCUAACCGGCAACGUUUCUUUGUGUAAACACUUUAGCUCCACCAGCAGGGUCAACUCGGUCAAGACGAGCCAAUGAGAGUAUGCGCGAGCAUUCGUUUAGCCAAUCAGAGCUUGCACGAGCGCUUUUGGCUCGGGCAAAGGGGUCAACUCUUUUUCCCAUACAAACCCUCGCUAAGCUUUUGUUGUUGUUGUUGUUAAUGUUGUUUUUCUUUUGUUUUCUUUUUCUUUUUUUUUUUUCGUAGUAGGGAUUGUUCAGAUUGUUUUUCAACUCUCUCUUCCAUUAGAGAAAGGAGCAUAUAAGAGAGAAAGAGGGUUUCAAUAAAUUGUAACUUUUCAAAAGGAGUGGCUUAAUUGAAGGGGGAGGGAUCUUAUUAAUACUAAAACUCCUUUUCUUAUACCUUGUCUUUAUUUCUUCUUUUGAUAUUUUAGAGAGAACGCCUUAGAGGAAGACAAGGUGGGGAUGUAAAUUUAAAACAGUAGUGAAUUAUUUCCAAAAUUAACUUUAUGUCAUUGGAUGAAAUCUUAUAGUUUGACCAUUCAAAUGAAAGUUACUGCCAGCAGUACUUUCCUGUGUUACUGUUUUUAUGCGGUACAAGGUUGUUCUAACUUUUGAGUAUGUGGAUGAAAUCCUUAAGUGUGACAAUUCAAAUGAAAGCUACUGAGCAGUACUCUCCUGUGGUACUGUUUAUUAUUCUGUAAAAUGUGAUUUGAAUUUUUGCUUCCGUGGAUAUGAUAUGACGUCCAUAGCAGUACUUUCACAGUGUGCUAUUUGCUUUUCUAGAUAGCGAUUUCUCUUCAGUUUUGCUGCUUGCUAUUUUCCGAAGUAUAAGUUUAAACUAAGUAAUGAGGAAGGUCUGAAGUAUUUGGAAGUAAGAAUAAGCAACUUACAAAGGACUGUUUACCUAUAACAUUCACGGGAUUUUGACCGUUAUUAUGAAACUUGAAGAUCACUUUGAAGCUUCGUAUCCUUUCGCUAUUUUUUUUUUAAGCUUUUUGCUUUUUGUUUUCGUUUUUGCUUUAGGGGCAAGAUCCAAAACCAAGAAGAAGCGACUAAGAUGACGUCACACCAUGCAUAGAACGCCAAUGCAAACAGACAUGGAAUUUGCGAAUGUAUUUUAUAUUAUCUUAGUACAGUAAUAUAUUGAUCGGUUAAUGCUAAGCAUAGUUUAGGGUUUAGUGUACGUUGUAAAUAUAUUUGGAUAAAAAGACUUUAUCCCAUAAUUUUUAGGGAGGGAAUCUUAUGCUCUCAUCUCUCCUACAUCAUUUUUUUACCAGAUAAAGAAAUAUUCACUUGUGCAGAUUAGAAAGCGCCACCUACAAACAGCCGGUCAGAUAAGGGCCGUUUUGAAAAGCGUGAGUCAGUUAACGAGUCUAGGAAACUGUUCACAUACCCCACAGUGUGGGGGCGGGGAGCAUUGCGUUACUCCGGGCCGAGCGGCUGCGAAGGAGACUGACCCCUCCCCUGUCCAAACGUUAACAGUAACCUUUCACUUUGGGCAAAAUGUAGGGUUAGGGGAGGGGUAGGUGGGGUAGAUGGGAAGUUCCCCCAAUCUUACGUUAAUGCGAAAGAUUUGUAAAGCGUUUUCUUGUUGCGAUCACCAAAUGACCUAAUACAAGAAUAGAUUGAAAAAUGCUGAACAAUACCCACACAAGAAGGCUAACCAGCAUCAAUUUUCGCAACACUGAGAAACGCUAUUCACUCAAUUUGAUAGCCUGAUUUCAUGCCUUCCUUAGGGUUUAGGAGAGAGGAGAUUUUGAAGGAGGGGAGGGGGAAGGGAAGAAGGAAGGCCUGACACAAAUCAAAUUUAGAUAGAUAGGUAAAGUUUCUCUCUCUUUACUGUCCCCCUUUUUGCUUCUAUCUGCUCUUCCCCUCGCCCAAAAAACACCUGGUAAAAAAUACUUGUGACAUAUGCCCCUUUAAAAUCAUUGUCAAAUCUUCUUCUUUAUGUCGCAGCCUAGUUCUCCAGAUAUUGAAAUCACACCUCAGAUUUCUAUCGGAACUGUAUUCCCAUCCUUUGACAACAAUGGAUGAUUUUUAUUACUUGUUUUUAUCAGAUAAGCUCUCAUAACCAAUACUCUAUCUUAAAUAACCUUUAUACUUUACUAGAACGUCGGUAUUGGAUUGGGAAAGGCAAAGGCCCACCUGAUGAUCCUCCUCAUCUGCUGCCACUGAUCAUUCAGCGCGAAGAUCGCCGAGCUUGCUGCUCAUGUAAAAUAUCCGUAUACGUCCUCUAAAAAUCUUGAUAAGCUCCCUCUUUUCCCCAUGAGACACUGUCUAAGGUCGGAAUACAAUAGCAUUAAAGUUUUAAUGUCAAAAUUUCCAACUUAUUAUUUCAUAUGGGACAGUUAGAGUGCUCUACUGAGGUUUAGAUUUCAGUACUGUAUUAAUAAUGAUGAUUUUUUACUUGCUAUUCCUUUCGUCUAAGUGAAGAUUGAAAACGUUUCCCCCUUUCUAUUUAACCGUCUCCCCUGUAGAAUUCUUAAAAAUAAAUACCCUUCUCCCACCCCACCCUUUCUAGCCUGUGUACAGACCCUCUCCCCCCCCUCCCUCAGGAAAAAUCGCAAAAUUGUUCCCAUACACGAUUAGCGACGGUGAAUCGCAGACGCCCCUUCUCCGACUUUUCCUGAGGGGAAGCGGGGUCUGUACACAGGCCACACCCUUACUAGUCCUCAAUAGAUACAUUUAAGGUAACUUAUGCCCCAUUUAUGGGGAGAAAACUUGUCCCCUUGCUACCCUGGGCGGAUCAACUUUUCUUCAUUUUUCCUACCAAACUUGGCGAACCAUUUACAUGAAAAUUUGUCUCGGCUAGAAUGGUGAUCCGCCUUGCCGGGUAACCCUUUUUCCAUGGUAGCGUCGCCCUUCUUAGCGGCACCAACUUUUCUCCAUAUAACUCGGUCAAGGCGAAUCAAUCAGAGUACGUGCGAGCGCAGUUGGCUCAGGCAAAGGGUUCAACUUUUUUUUUUUAUCAAAUAAACGCUGAGGUUGCUUGCCAGCUUUCGGAACUGGAGAGCCAUACCAGUCCAGUGUUAAAAAGAAUUCCACUAUUUAUUUGGACUAUUACGCCAAAAGGGUUUGGGGCCAAGUUAACUUUCGCAAAGGCUUCUGGGUUCGUUACUGGGGACGCGCCGGUCACCUAUUGGCCAAUUUUUCCACUGUCCCCAGUCACCGUCCCAGAAGUCUUUGCGAACGCCACUCUAGAAACGAGAAAGAAACUGAGCCGAGUUAACUUUCGCAAAGGAGUCUGGGAUCGUUAUUGGGGACGUGCCGGUCUACUACCCCCAGUCACCUUCCCAGAAGUCUUUAGAAGUUAACUCGCCCCAGUUUCCUAUUAAAGUGGCGAAUUGCGACACAAUUCU